GAGCACAUACAACAUUGACAAUCAAAUUGGAGCUAUUCAAAACGAUUAAACAAUUAAUGACGGGCGUUGACGGACUUACAUUUGAGAGCAACAAUGGCCGCUAUGGAUUAAAGAAAAUAAAACCCAGAAUUGGAAGCAAAUUGUGAUGUUGAUGGAGACAGAGAAAGAAUGUCAACGCAAAUUUAGAAAAAAAAAAGGGGGGGGGGGGGGGUUCAAGGAGAGGUAUUAUUGAACGAGAAUUGUUGAACAAUUAUUGGAAUUGGACAUUGAUCGAAGAAGAAGUUCGAUGUAUAGUAAUUUCAGAGAUCAAGGUUUAGAGUACGCGAAGCAGGCAGUAGAAGAAGAAAAUGUUGGAAAUUACGGGAAGGCGUUCCCGUUGUAUAUGAAUGCUUUGGAGUAUUUGAAAGCUGCUUUGAAAUAUGAGAAGGAUCCAAAUGUGAAGGAAUCAAUCAGCCAGAAGUUCACUCUCUAUUUGCGCCGUGCCGAGGAGAUUAGGGCUCUGCUUGAUCACGGUGGUGAUGCCGCACCUCACCUUAAUUCCUCCGUCACCGCCGCCAUAAGCAGUGAGAAGACGGUGGAUUCCAAAUACAAGGAAUUUUCCCCUCAUUCAUUUAAUUAUUCCAAGGAUCAAGCUACAAAGAUGGUGAAGGAAGCAGUACAGGAAGAUAAUGCUGGCAAUUAUGCCAAGGCCUUCCCCUUAUAUAUGGAAGCCUUGGAGAACUUCAAAACUGUUUUGAAGUAUGAGAAGAAUCCCGAGAUCAAGGAAGCCAUUACACUAAAAUUCAACCAGUAUUUGUGUCGUGCCGAAGAGAUUAGUGCUCUCUUUGGCGAUGGCGGUCUUCCUGGAACAAGUUCUAGUGGAUAUGGGGUGGAUCCAGAGCAUGCUAAGAUGCUAACCGAUCUUCAUUACGUGAUCAUAAAGAAGAAGCCAGAUGUCAAGUGGAUUGAUGUCGCUGGAUUGGAGAGCGCCAAACAGGCAUUACAACAGGCUGCAAUAUUACCAUUGAAGUUCCCACAGUUCUUUACCGGCAAAAGGGUACCAAGUAGAGCUUUCCUGUUGUAUGGGCCUCCUGGAACUGGAAAGUCAUACUUGGCGAAGGCCAUUGCUACAGAAGCUGAUUCAACAUUUUUCAGUAUUUCUUGUUCAGAUCUUGUCUCAAAAUGGAUGGGAGAAACUGAAAAGCUAGUGAUAGUGCUUUCAAAACUGUUCCAAAUGGCUUGUGAUAGCGCUCCAUCCAUCAUCCUAAUCGAUGAAAUAGAUUCCUUGUGCAGUCGAGGAGGGGAAGGUAACGAAAAUGAAGCUUUUAGACGUAUCAAGACAGAACUUCUUGUGCAAAUGCAGGGUGUGGGACACAACGAUAAUAAGGUUCUUGUUCUUGCUACAACAAAUACACCCUAUGCUUUGGAUCAGGCCAUUCGUCGACAAUUUGACAAACGGAUAUACAUCCCUCUUCCCGAUUCGAAUGCAAGGCAACAUAUAUUCAAAGUGCAUUUAGGCGAUACUCCAAAUAAUUUGACAGAAGGAGAUUUUGAAAGCUUGACACUUAGAACAGAAGGUUUUUCAGGCUCAGAUAUUUCAGUUUGUGUGAAGGAUGUGCUCUCCCAAUGUGUUCGUAACACUCGAGAUGCAGUUUUCUUCCAUAAGACUUCUGAUGGCAUGUGGGAAACCUGUGGAUCUAAGCAACCAGGUGCUGUCGAGAUUACGAUGAAAGAGCUAACAGCAAAAGGAUUUGCCUCAAAGAUCCUUCCUAACACAAUUUCAAGGACUGACUUCGACAAGGUUUUGGCUAGACAAACAGCUACAGUUAGUAAAUCCGAUGUCGAGGUUCACGAAAGGUUUACGAAAGAGUUUGGGGAAAAAGGUUGAAGAGUUGGUUGUAAUUUCCUCACCAACUGAUGAAUAAUGUUUGUAUUUAUCUUUCAUUCUUCCAUUAAAGGUAUUUUGUACUAAGCAGCAAAUAUUGGAGUCUGGCCUUCCUCAAAUUUAAUGUCACCAAUUUGUGUGCAGCACAGAAAUUUGAAAUGAUUAAUGAUGCUUUCUAGUCACUUAAUGUAAA
Molecule: messenger RNA, 2057 nt
Organism: Cucumis melo (muskmelon)
Lineage: Eukaryota; Viridiplantae; Streptophyta; Magnoliopsida; Cucurbitales; Cucurbitaceae
Product: protein SUPPRESSOR OF K(+) TRANSPORT GROWTH DEFECT 1-like
Exons: 9
Coding region: 287-1867 (526 amino acids)
Biological process (GO): vacuole organization; endosomal transport
Molecular function (GO): ATP binding; ATP hydrolysis activity
Source: RefSeq, a predicted model, not a curated record